AUGGAACAUUCGAGUGCAUCUCAGACCCAUCUUUCUCGUCCUUUGCGCUUCUCUAUUGGCUUGUUAGCACGCCGACUUAGUCGGCCCUCCUUCGUCCCACUGGCGCCUCUAGUGGCCGAGCCACUGGUUGACACCCAAGCCGGUGCCUGGGCCAAAACCCACCUGGCAAAUCGUCAAGGUCUUUUUGGACACCUUCCAGAGAGUCAACUGGAACUUGGCGGACCUAGUGAUCUUCUGGCUCUUUCACAAAAUUUUGGACUUCUCUUCAUCGGUGAAACUUUCUCUUGUCAUAUUAGUCUUCACAAUGACUCGCCGUAUGAGUGCAGAAAAGUCGUGCUCAAGGCCGCCGUACAAGGCACUCGUGAACACACUCCUUUGGCUAUCCGUGGGUCCUCAGCAGGCCAAUUACCUACCGUUGUUGAAGGUGGAGGUGCAAGUGGGUGGACCGCUGCUGAGGGAUGUCGACUUCGGCCGCAGGAGAACUUCAACGCUGUCAUUCAGCAUGACUUGAAGGAGAUGGGUGCCAACACAUUGCUGUGCACGGUUACCUACGAGGUGCGUUUGCCGGUUUCAGCAUUGCAAGGUUCGAUUAUAGUUCCAGGGGGAUUUCAACUUCCCUCUGGUCCUUUGGUUACUGGGAUUCCUGCUCCAAAAAUGAUGGAACACUAUCUCAGAGAGAUUACUACUCAACGGCUUCGAUUCUCGCCGCCGGGUAUGUCGGAGAGUGCCACUGUCCACUAUUUCUCCUCUAUGUCGGAGAGUGCCACUGUCCACUGUUUCCCCUUUGUUUCCACUGUCCACUGUUUCUCCUUUGUUCGAGCUUUGAGUUCGUUGUCUAAACUCAGCAACGGCUUCGAUUCUCGCCAGCCGGGUAUGUCGGAGAGUGCCACUGUCCACUAUUUCUCCUCUAUUCGGAGAGUGCCACUUGGUCUGGAAUUCUCUCCUGAUUAA
Molecule: messenger RNA, 951 nt
Organism: Rodentolepis nana
Lineage: Eukaryota; Metazoa; Platyhelminthes; Cestoda; Cyclophyllidea; Hymenolepididae
Source: the annotation of a GenBank genome assembly